CCCAAUGGUUUACAGUGAAAGCAAAUUACUAGCAGUCCGGAUUGGCAGGCUGUCGUAAGGCGCCUCAAUGAGUCAGGCUUUGGGAAAUCACAACAUAUCGUACGACUAGUUAGCCUACAUUCCCAGAAAGGCAAAUGACAUGUUCUCAAUUCCGCACGCCCCGGAUAACGGAACAUCCGAGUGAUGUCCUCGUACCGAAGAAUGACCCGGUCACGCUUAACUGCAAGGCGGAAGGCAAACCGGAACCGAGAAUCGAGUGGUACAAGGACGGUGAACCGUUCAAAUUCACACCGAACCACGUCCUGCUGCCGUCCGGGUCGUUGUUUUUCCUGAGAACGGUUCACAGCAAGAAGGAACAGGAUGGCGGCGUUUACUGGUGCCUGGCGCAAAAUGCCGCUGGGAAAGUGCAAAGUCGCAACGCAACACUACAAAUUGCCGUUCUCCGUGACGAAUUCCGGGUGCUACCGAAGGACACCAGAGUAGCAGCCGGUGAGACGGCACUGCUCGAGUGCGGUGCCCCCAAGGGCAAUCCGGAGCCCACCAUCAGCUGGAAGAAGGACGAAAUAAUGCUCGACCUGGAUGACUAUCGGUCCAGCAAGGAACCGGCCCGGGUUCGCAUCGUGGACGGGGGCAAUCUGCUGAUCAGCGACGUCCGACCAACCGACGAAGGCCGGUACCAGUGCAUCGCGCAAAACAUGGUCGGCUCCCGGGAAAGUGCCUCCGCUAAAUUGACAGUCCAAGUUAAACCCUACUUCAUCAAUGAACCGACGGACAUUACGGUGCUGGUCGGUCAACGAGUUCAGUUCCAGUGCACCGUCGGAGGCGACCCGCACCCGCAGAUUCUGUGGAAAAAGGAGAAUGGCCACAUUCCCGUUGGUCGAGCCGAAAUUCUCGAGGAGGAUCGUAGUUUGGUGAUCAAAAACGUCGCACAGGAUGACCAAGGAAUGUACAUGUGCGAGGCGCACAACUCGGUCGGGCAGAUCAACGCCAAAGCUCAUCUGGUUGUUAAUUCGCCUCCAACGUUCAUCAUUCGGCCGCAGGACCAACGGACCAACCUGAACGGUGUCGCAACGUUCAAGUGUACAGCAUCGGGCAAUCCUCCUCCGUCGGUGUUCUGGUCCAAAGAAGGCUCCCAAACGCUGAUGUUCCCUAACAAUACGUACGGAAAUAUACACAUAUCCAGCCAGGGAUCCCUUCAGGUACGAGGAGCCCAGAAGGAAGAUGACGGCUAUUUCGUUUGCUCAGCACUUAGUGUGGCCGGCUCUACCACUAGCCGAGCGUAUCUUCAGGUCACCAGUUCGUUUGACAGUAGCCCACCCCCGCUGCUGCAGGCAGUGCCAGCUAAUCAGACGCUACCGCGGGGCAGCAUCGCGCUGCUACCCUGCCGAGGGUCCGGUCCGUCUAGUCCGAAACUCUACUGGAAGAAGAACGUCACCGACAUCACCGCUCUCGGGCCACGCUUCACCAUCGUUCAAGGCGGAACGCUCAAAAUUGACGAUCUGCAACCGGAGGACUCCGAUUGGUACACAUGCGUGGCCUAUUCCGAGAAAGGCGAAACCGCGUGGAGUGCCUAUCUGCUGGUCGAGAAAAAUCUAUCGGCAAUGCUCCAUCGGUCCCACAAUGCCGACCUACUUCCGGCCGCGCCUUCCAUGCCGAAAGCAGUGAACAUCACCAACAGUAACGUUACGCUCGUCUGGUCUAAAGUCGGAACCGGAGUCGGCGGGGGUGGAGGCAGCGCGAUGCAGGAAAAACUUAGAAACAAUCCUGUUAGCGGGUAUACGCUGGAAUAUUACAGCCCCGAUGAGAAAAAUGGCUGGAUUCGAGCAAUUAGUCGCCUAUCGGGAAACACUGCUACGAUAACCAAUCUUUCACCGUCGACGGCGUACAUCUUCGUGGUUCGGGCGGAAAACACAUACGGUUACUCCGCCCCGUCACCGCCCUCCAACGUGAUCCGGACGCUUUCCGCCGACGAUGGCGUCACGAGACCGGAAGAGCUGGAAGCCGCCCGGAUGGUUCUGAAUGGGAAGAUUCUCGAGCUGGUCGAUGUGGUUGCCAUGAGCUCAAGCUCGGUCCGGUUGGAAUGGCAGCUGCAUAUAUCGAGCACCGAGGAGUACAUCGAAGGGCUGUACGUACGGUAUCGUGAUUUGGGUUCAAAUUCACAGAAGUACAGUAUGCUGACCAUUCCGAACAAUGCAGCCGAAACGCAUUUGAUUACGGGUUUGAACAAAUUUACCCGGUAUGAAUUCUUCCUGACUCCGUACUUCAAAAACGUGGAAGGACAACCGAGUAACUCGAAGAUGGUGCAAACAUUGGAGGAUGCCCCAUCAGCUGCUCCGGUUAACAUUCAAACCGGAAUGCUAAAUCUAACGGCCGGUUGGGUUCGGUGGUCCCCACCACCGCCAGAGCAUCAGAACGGAAUUCUACUAGGUUAUAAAAUCCAGGUGAAACCCGGCAACUCUUCCAAGACGCUCGCAUCGAUGACACUGAAUGCCACUACAACCUCGGUCAUGUUAAACAACCUCACAACGGGAGCGACCUAUCGAGCUCAGAUCGUCGCAUACAACCGCGUAGGAGCUGGACCGUACUCGAAACCUGCCUAUCUGGUGAUGGAUCCUGCCCACGUGAUUGCUCCUCCACGGGCUCACAACUCACUGAGCGACAUCGGAGGCUAUCGGCAGCACAAUUUUAUGCACGAAACUUGGUUUGUGAUCUUCGUGGCACUCGCGCUGCUGAUCAUACUGACCUUCACCGUCGUCGGUGCCAUUAUCUUCUUCAAAAAGCGUCAAAGCAUGAGCAAAGCUAUUGCCACUGUGCCGGUCAUCACGACCGGCGAUUUGGCGAGCAUGAAUAUAUCGCGAAAGGAUUGUCUCUGGAUCGACCGAGGUUGGCGAUCGACAGACACCGAUAAAGACUCGGGUUUGAGUGAGAUGAAACUGUUGGAAGGAUCACAAAAUCCCUCCAACUAUACCGAUGUUGGAACCGACUACGCGGAAGUUGAUCCGAGGAGUAUCACCUCGUUUUAUAAUUGUCGGAAGUCCCCUGACAACCCGUCACCGUACGCUACUACCGUUUUAAUGAACGGUUUCCCACAGGAAAAUGGCAAGCUUCCCUAUCAAGGUGGAUCGAUGAACCACGAAGCUUACUCAUCUGCGGCUUCCAGUGUUCGUUCGGAUAUUCCGUACGGUCCGGGUCAUCCGAAACCCUUCGCAAUGCCGUACAGCGCAGCUCCCUCUAACUGGAUCGAUUUCCUACCACCUCCACCGGAACACCCACCACCCAUUCCGCAAGCUUUAGAUCACCAUCUACAUCUGAAUCACGUCUAUCCAUCGGAGCUGGUCGGACUGACCACCAGCUCCCAGGGUUCCCGCUGUGGCUCGACUCUGUCCAGCGGCCACAAUGCUCACCACUCAUAUCAAUACGUAGAUCCCUCACUGCUAGGACGCGGCUCCUCCCGCAGUAGCAGCAACGAGCUGCGCAGCCCAACGGGGCCUCCCCAGCCGCCAACGCAUCUGUUCCUGCACCACAGCCAUCAACUUCCACCGCCACCGCAUUCGGCUUCCGCACUGACCAACCCCGGCGAAGUGUACUUCAACGACGAAAUCUACAACAGUCCGGUCAAAAGUGCCGAACAGGUGAUGAUGAUGAUGCCGCCCCCGCCAACGACGCAGCAUCCGUUUAAAAUGCCCAGCUCCUCGUCGGCAUCGUCGAUCUCUUGCUGCCCGUCGAGUCAAUCGCGCGGUAGCCAAAAUGGAGCCGGUGGUGGUCCGCCGGCUGGACUAAAGCAUCAAGAUUUCCUAGAUUAUCAACAGCAGCAGCAGCAACACCACCAACAGCUAGGACACCAUCAGCAGGGUCCUGCUGAACUGCCUGUACACCAUCAGAAGCGAUUAUGCGGUAGUUGCGAUGCACUAUCUGGCCUGCCGAUGAGGGGCAUCGCAUAUCCGCCGUUGGAUCGCACUCCUGACUCGUAUCAGGCGGCGAAUCAUCAUCACCGGCUGCAGCACAGCAGCAGCAACGGAAGUUCCGCCGCAGGCGGUGGCAGUGGCAGCAGCGGUGGAGCAAGAGAAACCGUAGGAGGGGAAAAUGGCGGGGUCGAGCACGAAAGUGCCACAAGUUUCAACAACACUUGCUCCUCGGACGGUUCCGGAAGCGGCGCCAGCAGCAACAGCACUGGCUGCGGUGGCUUUUCCCAACGAUCGAAAUUCGCCCGCAAAGUGCAUGUAAAUAUCGAAAACGCCCUCAACGGGAACUAUCAUCAGCACCAUCAUCAUAAUCAUCAACAUAAUCAUCAGAACGGACAUCAUCAUCAUCAUCAUCUUCAUAAUCAGCAACAGCAGCAGCCGCCGGAGGAGGCGAUCAGCGAGCAUGAUGAGACUGAGAACGACAAAAUGCUUAAUAGCUAUAGCGAAACUUCCGGAAACGAGGUCACGGUAAGUAAUGACCACGGAACCGGCAGUUGUGACAUGGAUGACGACGGAGACACGUGCUGCUCCUGCAGCGAUGGCUCGUACCUAUACGAGGAACCGAUCCAGGUCAAAUAA
Sabethes cyaneus is the source of this 4541-nucleotide messenger RNA. RefSeq names its product roundabout homolog 2-like. NCBI's taxonomy places the organism in Eukaryota, Metazoa, Arthropoda, Insecta, Diptera, Culicidae. Gene Ontology annotation, molecular function: cell-cell adhesion mediator activity. Gene Ontology annotation, biological process: axon guidance; homophilic cell-cell adhesion; dendrite self-avoidance. The record is from RefSeq and is a predicted model, not a curated record. The coding region runs from base 135 to 4541 and encodes 1468 amino acids. Gene Ontology annotation, cellular component: plasma membrane; axon. The transcript is spliced from 15 exons.